UUCAAUUCAAUUCUGCUAUGGAUAAACUCAAUGAAAUAGAACAAAUAUGUAAACAAAACGUGGACUUCGAUUUAAAUUGGAUUCGAGCCAGGACUGAUGAGCAGAUUCUGCAGAUGAAAUGGUCUGAUUUAAUGAAAUGUAAGUCUUACUUCUUUAUCUGCAUUAUUUAAUCAAUCAAUAAUUAUUUAUUGAUUAGAUAUCAACAAAAACUAGAUGCAAAACCAAACGCUUUAAGAUAACUGGAUUCAAGAACCUAUACAUUUAAUUGGUUAUUUAAAAUUUGUAUUAUUGUUUUAUAAACAUUUUAUUUUAGUUCAUCAACCUAUUUCAUCUUCAAGUAUUUAAAAUGUAUUUUACUAACCCCUCAUACUUAAAUUCUUGUUUAAACUCUGUUUUAACCAAAGAGCCCUUUGAGUUUGUUAUAAUUGGUUCGGUAUUGGUAGAAAGGUUACUGAAUACUUAGAAAUAUGCCUCGCACCAAGAUAGUAUUACGUAAGCAAGCUCAGCGCAAGAAGGCUGAUCGCGAGGAGAAAGUGCGUCUGGCCCAAAUGAAGAUGGACUCCGCUCUGGAGAAGAUCGACGAGAUGGGCAAGCGAUACAAGCAAGAGGUGGACAACCAAAUCAAGCUGAUCCGUGGGAGAACUGACAAGCAGCUGCUGCAGAUGAAGUUGUCAGAUUUCACGGCCCUAAACAUUAAGAAUUUUGCCGAGCAUCAGUGGGCAGUUCCCAAGCCACCCACAUCUCGCAGUCUUUCCAUCAGCCAACCUCGCGGUCGAACUCGGACUCCCCAGAGUUCCCAGUUCCCGCGGCUCCAGGCGCAGUCGGCGGACAGGGCCCUCAGGGGCGACUCCAUGAGCUUCGUGCGAUGGCCACGGGCCGGGGAGCAGGUGCUCUCGAAGGCUGGAAGUCCGCUGGCCGUGCAGAUGCAGUCGGACCGCUGUGCCGACGUGCACAUUCCCACCAAGAAAGGCGUGAUCACCGUGAAGCCGCAGAGGAUCAACGAAGUGAAGCGGGAGGUACUGAUGCAGCUGGACGAGAACACCCUCAACCAGGUGAAAACGCUGAAAUCUAAUCUUGGAUUGAUCGUGGACAUGGCCACCAAACUGGGUAGACUGAAAACCUGUGAACGAACGACCCAAGGAAACUGAAAG
Drosophila rhopaloa is the source of this 1151-nucleotide messenger RNA. Its product is annotated as borealin. The transcript is spliced from 2 exons. Lineage: Eukaryota; Metazoa; Arthropoda; Insecta; Diptera; Drosophilidae. Bases 468 to 1148 code for a protein of 226 amino acids. The record is from RefSeq and is a predicted model, not a curated record. Gene Ontology annotation, cellular component: spindle midzone; chromosome, centromeric region; chromosome passenger complex. Gene Ontology annotation, biological process: mitotic sister chromatid segregation.